Polychytrium aggregatum is the source of this 771-nucleotide messenger RNA. RefSeq lists its product as uncharacterized. NCBI's taxonomy places the organism in Eukaryota, Fungi, Chytridiomycota, Chytridiomycetes, Polychytriales. The record is from RefSeq and is a predicted model, not a curated record. The transcript has 2 exons. Bases 1 to 771 code for a protein of 256 amino acids.
AUGUCGUCCUCGGACCGGUCGUCUCUGCACUCUGCCUCUCAGUACUAUCCCGCCGUGCUCCACCACUUGGAGGAGGACAUCCCGCUGCCGACCACUCUCCCGCGCAAUGCCAAGCCGCCCAAUUUCUCCUCCGAAUCCGUCCCUGCCGUUCCUGCACUCCCUGCCGAUGCCGCCGGGCCCGCACCUGGCCCUUUGACCGAAGCCGCGAGACUGCAGACGGCCUCAAGCCAUGGGCGGACCUCGAUGGUCGUCGACAAGCUCUUCAGAGUUGUUGAGCGCCGCAUCUACAGCUCGCGAAACAGCUCGAACGAAGAAGUCGACGGGUCGACGGCCCCCUCAAGCAACUCGAGUCUGCGCAUGGAGUUCGAAACCCUGUACGAGCGGAUCGCAAAGGAUCUGCGCCGCAAGGAUGCUGCCCAGAGCGUCCGUAGCAAGGCCAGCAACCCCUCCGAGACCUCCAGACGCAACCGCCUGAGCGCCUUUUUCUUCCCCGACAAAGCUAUGGGCUCACGCUCGCUCCAGCCCAUGGCCGAGCUGCCUGAAGACGAACUGGCCCGUGCCGAGAGCCAGUCCGAGGUCGAGGCUGAUCCAAACCGCCUCCGAACGGUCUUCUUUGUCGGAUUCCUGUUCCCGCCGGUCUGGUUCGUCGCCUCGUGCUCGUCGCAUAAUACCUCAUGGCGACUCUACAGCAGGUGGGCGGCGGCCCUGACGAUCCUGGCCGUCAUCGCCAUCGUGCUCCUGGUAUACUUUUUGGUGCUUAGAAAGAACUAG